Hipposideros armiger (great roundleaf bat) is the source of this 3144-nucleotide messenger RNA. RefSeq names its product signal regulatory protein beta 2 (gene SIRPB2). The coding region runs from base 78 to 1022 and encodes 314 amino acids. The transcript is spliced from 5 exons. The record is from RefSeq and is a predicted model, not a curated record. Lineage: Eukaryota; Metazoa; Chordata; Mammalia; Chiroptera; Hipposideridae.
CUUCAGACUCCAACCAUCAUCAGAAACAGAAAGGCAGCCAGUCUCAGUGACCACAGGAGGGGUCCUGUGCCCUCGUCAUGCCCCACCCUCCUCACCUGGCCCACUCGCCUUCCUGCUCCCAGCUACUGGCACUGUUCCUUGUCCUCUCAGGCUCCUCUGAGUUGAGCAACGGGAGUGAGUGGCAGGUGCUGCAACCCGAGGGUCCCAUGCUGGUAGCAGAAGGUGAGACACUCCUACUGAGGUGCACAGUGAUCGGCUCCUGCAUUGAUGCCACGAUGAAAUGGAUCAAGGUGAGCAAUCAGGAACAGCAGGAAGUUUAUAACUUCAAACAUGGCUUCUUUCCUGGGGUGAUGCCCAUGAUCCAGGGGACACCGGAGCCACUUAAUUGCGAUUAUUCCAUCUAUAUCCACAAUAUCACCAGGAAACAGGCAGGAACCUACCACUGUGUGAGGUCUGAUGGCUUGAAUGAGCACUCAAAAAUACAGCAGGAUGAGGGCACCUCAGUGCUUGUGAAGGGAGCUGGGGACCUAGAGCCAAACCUCUGCAUUAUCCAACCGCAGGAGUUAGUGUUGGCAACCACUGGAGACACUGUCUUCCUGAACUGCACAGUGCUUGGAGAUGGUCCUUCCGGACCCAUCAGGUGGUUUCAGGGGACUGGUAUGAGCCGGGAGGCCAUUUACAACUUUGAAGGCAUCUCCCAGCCCAAGGUGACAGCGGUCCGGGCCUCCAACAGCGAUUUCAGCAUUCUUCUGCAAGACGUCUCCACUGAGUGUGCAGGCACCUACUACUGUGUCAAGUUUCAGAGGAAACCCAACAGGCAAUACAUGUCUGGACAGGGCACGAUGCUGAGAGUGAAAGCAAAGCCCACUUCUGUCAAUGAGACAGAAGUCAUCGAUCAACCUGUAGCCAGUACACCUAUGUCAGAUCUCCUGUCUGUGCUCGCAACUGUGGUCCUGGGGCUGAAGACAGUGACCUUGGCUGCACUCCUACUGGCUCUGGCUGUCUACUGGAGAAGGGCUUGACAAGAAGAUAUCAAAACCCCAGGCCCAGCAAAGCUGUGUUCAUCUUAGCAUGGGGCAUGGAGUAUGGGUGAAGGGUUAGUCCCAGAGUGGUCCUCUGAGUCAGAGAGGAGCCAGGGUUUCCCAACCAUUUCUCAGCCUCCAAUCCCAGCCUCCAGAGACCACCACCAGCCGCCCCACCCCCACCCCCAUCCCCAGGCCUCAUGGCAAACUCCAGGAUCUCCACCCCUGGUUUCAGGUCAGCUGGUGAAAUACUCACACUUGACACUGGGCUCCCCUCUGAUGUGCCUUCCUCUCUCUUCUCAGCCUGGUCAAGCCCUAAUUGUCCUUCAAAGCCUUACCCAGGUCUCUCCUGCUGCAGUCCCUCCUGCUGCCCCCCCCCUUUCUGCUCCUCUUCACGUUUUCUCAACCUUCAAGAUCCUUCCCAGAGUCCUUCCCAGAAGGUAUCCCUGAGUGUCUCUGGGCUCUCCCAGCCACACUGCCUGUGCCCCUCCAUUUACAUCUUUCCCCUACCCCUGCUUUUUUUCCUUCCCUACUGCGGCUAGCUUGGGUAGCUGUAACACUUGAAAUUCAGUUUGGGCAACUUGAACAAAACUCUUAAAUAACCGUGGCCUAAACCAGAACAAAGUUGGUUUCUCUCAUAAUAUCCAAGCAUAAGCAGGUCGGGUAAAACAGUAGCUCCCUGGUACUGAGACCCAGGAUUCCUUGAUCGUGUGCUACCAGGUCCACAUCCCAGGCAGCAAGGCCAGAGAAGAAGUGAAGGGGAGCAUGACCCUCUCCUUCUACAGCAGCUGCUAGAAAUUUGCCCACAUCACCUCUAAUUGGCUGGAAUGUGUCACAUGGUCAUCUAGCUGCAAGGAAGGCUGGGAAAUGUAGUCUUUCUUUUGGCAGCAAGGUCUCCAGCUGAAAAUUUUCACUGGAGAAUAAAGGGGUAAAUAUCAGUAGAUACUGUAACCAGUAAUUUCCAUCUCAGUGGCAUAAAGGCAGCCUCUUACUUACUUACUUGUGUGAUACCUGAGUUCCAUUCCCAGCUGAAACGGCACUUCUUUGUGCGACCACCUCCGCUAGGGCAGCAUAAUGGAGGGCACUCAUUCUGAAGAAGAGAUUUUGCCCCCUGGGACAUUGGACAAUGUCGAGAGACAUUUUUGGUUGUCACUACUUGAGGAGGGUGAGGUGCUAUCACCAUCUAUUGGGUAGAGGACAAAGAUGCUGCUAAAUAUCCUAUAAUGCACAGGACAGCCCACAAAGAGUUGUCUGGCUCAAAGUAUUAGCAGUGCCCAGGUUGAGAAGCCCUGGUGUAGGGGAAAACGUUCAUUUCCUGAGUCAGACAUGCCUGACUUCUAACCCCGAAGCCCUCACUCCCUCCCUGUGUGCCCUUAGUGACUAACCAGUCCCUUCACCUCUCAGAAUUGGGAGGCUAAUAACCUGGAUUUCUCUGCAUUGUAUGAGAACCAGUUCAGCUCAACAUUUGCUAAGGGCUUACUAUGUGUUAUGUGCACUGUGUACACUCGGGAUAUGUGAACCCCCUUCUGUCUUUCCGUGCAAACAUUUAUUAGCACUUAACUAUGUGGGAAAGUGGAGUAGUCCGGAUGGUUUUCAUCAUAACAACAGAAAAACAGGUUGAACAAGACUCAGACAACAGGGACAUUAACUUAGUCCAACAGUUGAAUAAAUCAUUGAAUCACCAGACAUCAGAAAGCACAGAUGCGGUGGGCUGAAUAACAUCUCCCCACACAUACACCUCCAAAGAUAACCACAUCCUAGUGCCUGGAAUCUGUGCCUGUUACAUGGCAAAAAAGGACUGUGCAGAUGGGAGUGAUGACCUCGAGAUGGAGAGGUUAUCCCGGAUUAUCCAGGAAGGCUCUAAAUACAGUCACAAAUUGUCCUGAUGAGGGAGAGACAGAAGGAGAUUCGAAACAGAACAAAAAGAGGAAGCAAUGUGACCACAAAGGCAAAGAUGGGAGCCACAAGUUAAAGAAUGCCAGCAGUCAUCGAGAACUGAAAGAAGCAAGGAACAGAUUCUGCCCGGCGCCGCCAGAGGGAGCGUGUUUUGCUGACACCAAGAUUUCAGCCCAGUGAUACUGAUUUCAGACUUUUCUGGCUUCCAGAACUAUGAGAGAAUAAA